AUGGCAGCGCGGCCACCCAAACGCGCAAGGCAAAACUCGCAACGAGGCGAAAAAUCCAACAAGCAGGAGAUACAAAAGUUCACCUCGUCCAAUGACAUUCAGAUCGCGCUCAAGAAUGCAACGCCCGACUCCCUACCCGUCAUUCUGUCUGCUCUUCGGAGCACGUUCGCGGUGCAGAACGAAGAGAUCAUAGCUCCCACAGACACCCGGGCGCUGCUAGCACACUCGUGGGCGGAAUCCUCGCCAGGUCUGCCGGUGCUCUUCGACGUAUGGGAUAGGUCACAUCCACAUGCGCACGGAUCGCUUGCGCCGCUGCUCUUCCUUCUUGCAUCGCUGCUCGCAAUCCUCUCUCCACAUCCUUCGGGAGUAACACUCCUCAAGACCAUUCUCACAACGUCGGCACAGCAGCACCAAUAUGCGGAGAGACUGGCUGGGUAUUUGGGGAGCUCGGCUAACGACGUCGUGAUGGGUUCGCUCAAGCUAUGGCUAGCCAUGAGCGAGUUUGGCGGUGGGCGGGAGAGGAAGAGGGUUUGGGAGGUGUUUCCAUGGGAGAUGAAGUCCCUUCCAAAGCUCCUAUAUAUGCGCCGUCGAUCUUAUUCCAAAGUCAAAACUAAAGCAAACGACGCUGACGCUCUCGCUCGACCCGACAUACGCACCCUCUACGUCCUCUUCCUCCUCUCUUUCGUGUCCUCGUCUUCCACACGAGUCGUGUUCCUCGGUGCCCAGCGCUUUCACCUCGCUAGCAUAUUCAAGGGACUCCCUACCGAUCCGUUACCGCUCGUUGUGCGGGUCUGUGAGAGGCUGUGGACUGGGUUAUGCUGCGAUGCGCGCAUAGGAGCUGGCGCGAGGGUCGGUGUAUUUGGAGUAAAGGAGAUCGGGGAGAUCCUCAAACUGUACGAACGAACGGACCCAGAACCAGGUUUCGCAGCCACCCCCGACGACGACACCGAUUCUAGCGCUACGGAGACUGUACCCGCUGACGUCGCGCAUCACUUCCUUCUCGCGCUUUGUACACGCCCUGGAAUUGGAAUUUGCUUCCGCGACCGCGGGUGGUACCCACGCGUUGCCGAGGAGGAUGCCCUCGAGGUGCAAGGUGGUGCCGAGGCUGAUGCAAAUGGCGAAGGCCGUCAAGGCCGUUAUAUGGGAGGCGGAGAUGGUGCAAAAAGUGGCGGCAGUGGGGGGAAGAUAUACAACAAAGUUCUGGCCCAGGUUCUGCGAACGCUGCGUGUCAACGAGGAUGCACGACAGCAGGAACUCGCGCUGAGGAUACUGAGUGCAUGUCCGGAGCUCGUCGCUGGGUACUGGUCUGCCGCAUCCCUAACCCUCGACCCUCGCCUCUCCUCACGGUGGCUGGCGAACGUUGCGUACGCAGGGAGCGUCAUCUCUCUCCCCGUUCCCUUCGCGUCCUUCGUCCUCCGUGGCUCGGCCGCUCCCUCGUUGUCCAAGGCUCAGCUAUCGGCGUCUGCGGACGCUGAUGAACCGCUGUACAACCCUGUCCCGCCCCCACACCCAAAUAUCCUCGGCAACAUCUUCCCCUCGGUCGGAUCGUCGUCGUCUAUCUCAAUAGCUGGUGGCGGUGGCGGAGGCGCUGAAGUUACCAAAGGCCUCUUCACUCGGGGCGUGCAGCAUACGUCUCCGCUCGUGCGACACGCGAGCGCUCUGCUCCUUGUGCGGUGUUUGAUGAAGUACGAGGCUGUGCGCAACGCUUUCGGACGCGUCGUCGAGGGCGGCGAUUCCGCAGCCGGCAGCAAAGGGAGCGGCGGCGGCGGCAGUAUCGAGGUCCUUCCCGAGGACAUCGCGGGCCUGCGCCGGAUGCGCGAAGGCAGGGAAGGCGGAGCGGGGGGAGGGGCUGAGAACGGCGGGGGCAUGUGGGCUGCGAGGAGAGCGGAGCUUGCGAGGGAGGUGAGGCGGCGGGUCCCGGAUUUCCAGGUUAUCGUCGCUUUUGCGCAGGUCAGCGCGUCGACGGUUUCUUCGUCCGGUGCGACGGUGUCCGAGGCAGCCGAUGCGGACUCGGGCCUAAAAAAGGACGCCAAUGUGGCGGUUCAAGCGCCCAACGAGGUUCAACAGGCGCUCUUGUCGGAGGUGGCGCUGCGGCUGGUGUGGCUGUAUCAUCGGUGCGUGCCGGAUGCGGUGGCGGAGGUGCGGUUCGAUGUCGGGAAGCUGCUCCUCGGUGGUGGAUUUUUGCCUGCCUCUGUGUCCUCGAGCGGGCCGGACGCGGACGUUGAGAUGUCAGAGGAAGAUCCAAAACAGGGUGGUGGGACGGCUGUAGCACUUCAGCGCGUAAAGCAGCUUCAUAUUCUGCGUCUGCUGAAGGAGAGCGAGCAGUUUGUGUGGAGUGCGAAGAUCGCUAACUCCUCGCACACGCCCUUAUUUGUCCUCUUGACGGCCUUCACGCACGCCCCUCCCGCUUCCGCACUUCGCAUGGCGCUCCACGCGCUCCUUGUGCACCUCCUGGGGACCAGCAUCCUCUUCCAAAACGCGCCGGGAACCGUAGACGUAUGGCUCGCCGCCCUCCCGAGCUCCGGGAACGGGAACGACGAAGAGCACCGAAAAGCGACGGUUGAGUUCCUCGACGAGUGCGUGCAGCGCGGGAUGCGUACGCCGUACCGGUACUACGAGGCGCUCGACGGGUUCGGUCUUGCCAGCGCUGGCACUGGUCGGCCAGAAAGCGAAGAUGACGUCGAGAUGUCCGACGGCCCUCGCGAGGGCGGAGCCGAGGCGCAGACUCGGGCGGCGGUGGCGGUGUCUCCGCUGUUGGCUGUCGUGGAGGAGCAGAUACGCACGAAGCUCGCUGGGCGGCAUAUUUUGGCUGCUUCUGCGCCUGCGGUGGUGAGGUUUGCGCGGAGGGUGGUGGUUGGGCUGCGCGGGACGACGCAGGAUGUGCAUGUGCUGGGUGCUGUGGGUGAGGCGCUUGGUGCUGCUGUGGUUGUUGCGCCUGAGGAGGUGUAUGGGGGCGUGGUGGAGAGGUUGCGCGAUGAGUGUGCGGGGAUGAAGAUGGGGUUGGCGUGGCCGGAAGGCGAGGCGGGCGAGGCGGGGGGUGGAGAUGAGGACGGGUCUUUUGAGUCGCUUCUCUACGGCACUCCUCCCUCCGCGCUCACGAAUCCCACACGCCGUCGCAUUCUCGUUGCAGCGCUGUUGGGCUCGGAGACAACAUUCACGCCGCGACGCGUCACUCUCGAGCGCGCACUGUGCGUACUGUGCCAGGCUAUAGAGGCUAGCCGCACCUUGUCCAAUCUCAGGCGUGAUUUGCUAUUACUUGUGGGCGAUAUAUGUCGUGCCGCGAGCGAAAGCAGCGUAGCGAGUGCGAAGGACCUCAAAGACCUGAGACGAUGGUUGUUUGAGGAGAAUAGAGUGUUUAAGGGUCUGUGCACGGAGGAGGGGAUGGCGGGCGAGGUCUCUGAAGCCCUCGCGAAAGUGGUACAGACGAUGCUGGAUCCUGCCCAGUUGCAUGACAGGAAGCUUACUGCUGCGUUUAGCGCGUAUUGGGCCGAGGUGUGCAAGCGUACAGUGGAGGAUGGCGGACUUCCCGAAAUUACGCCUCUCAUGCUCUGGCUCCCAUUCGCUGACCCCGCCAUCCUGUUCGACCUCCUCGAGCACUUCACGACGUCCCCCUCUUCUUCUCGCGUUUCCCUCCCAACAUCGGUCCUCGAAGUCAUCCUUCAUGCACUCCGUACUGCCCUUCACACGGAUGCCACCCUGGGACGCCGAUGCUCACAGCUGUUCAACCUACGUGAAUUGGUCCCAAGCGGGGGAGAAGCGGGCGAGGCCCUCGAAGAGCUCAUCGCGAGCGCUGUGGCUCUGCAGCUCCCUCCUUCCUGUGACGGUUUCGCGCCGCGCUUCAACGGAUUCGGUCGGAAUCUGCUUGACGCUGGCGGUAUGCGGACGGACACAGCAAGCAUACUCCCAGAAAACGUCUUCUCGCAGUUUCUCACUCAGGACCGGUGGACGAAACACACGGCGCAGAUCGUCGCUGCUCUCAUAUAUGCGCGCAGGACGUGCGUGGACGACUUCGCUGCGUGGCUCGGGGUUCCGGGUACCGACAAAGCGGUGGCGCAGAUAGAGACGGCGUGUCUUGCAAAGGCGAUGCACGCCUUCCUUGACUGUGUGGAUAUUACGGGUCGCCGCGACCUUGUCGACUCGCUCUUGGAAGGACACGCAGACGUACUGGGGAGUGUGUUCGAGCGGCUGCUUCCGGAUCCGAAGAAAGGGAAACGCGCAUUUGCUGAAGAGGAAGAGGAGGUAACGAGGAAGAGUAGCACUGCAUGUGUUGCCCUGUUUUUGAAACUCUCCUCUGGACCUCUAAGGGAGACUAUGGCGAAGAAGCUUCUCGCGCGGAUGAAGAAGACGUCGUUUGAGAAGUGCACGACCGAGUUUGUCGAAAUUGGGGUGGCGCUUUGCUCUGCAGGUGGAACUGUGAGAGCGGAGGGAGAGAGUCUGAGCGGGGUGAUAGAGGGCGUCGUCGAUAGGGGUUUAGGCUGGGCAGUGCGAUGGUUACCUGAGAAGGAUGCUAACGAGGGAGAGAGGACACUUGGAAGACUUGAUUGGUUGAUUAGACAUUCGGGUGUGCAGCUGAAGGCACAUCUCGUCGAGCCUGUGCUCGUGGCUGCGAUUCAAUCGUGUUUGGGCGAUGCUGGUGUGGUGCGAUUCUGCACGACGCUUGUUCGCCGUGUUUCGCUCAAGCCUGUCAUCGUCAACCGCCUCAUACAAUCCACCUUGCAACAUCCUUCUCUCCUAAAGACUGCUCCUUUUACAAAUCCACAUACCGCUUUAUCCCGCUUCCUUCUCGCCCUCUUCCGCACGCACCCAACAAACACUUGCCAGCCGUCGCAUGUCCAGCCACUCAUUCGGAUCUACGGUGGUACAACCUCGCCAGGCGACCAAGCCCUACUCACCAUUUUCCGGUUGUUUGAACGCACAAAGGGCAUGACAACGGCAUCGGUGCUCGGUCGCUGGUCUGGCGCCGCCGGUGCUGAGGGAAGGGCAGGUACCGAGAGCGGAGGGGAGCUGGAAGCUGUGCUGAGCCUGGAGCCAAUCAGAGCGCUGAGGACGUGUUUGGCGUUCCCUGCGUGGCGUGCUUUCUCAGCCGACGAGGAGGAGUAUGAAGCGAAGGGCGACGAGGAAGAUAUGCACGGUGGAGAGCCGGAUGUAUACGACCCUGUGUUCGUCGUGGCGCUCUUUGCCCGCAUGCUUGCCUCGCAUCCACCUAGUACAGGCAUGGGCUGGGUGGAGGUCUUCCGGACGAAUGCUGUCAGCAUUCUGGUGAAGUGUUUGUCGGCUAAGGACGCGGGGCUGAGAAGUGCAGCGCUGUCAGGAAUUGUCGGGGUGUGGAAGCUAUUGCAGGACGACUUUCAAAUGCUCGAGAAGGCACACGUGCUCUACACACUCAAUAUCCUCAAGGACACUCUUCCAAGCACCGAAAAUGACGAUGUACCCUUCCUUCCAUCACACACCACCCUCCUCCUUGCACAGGCCCUCCGCGGCAUCUUCUACCCCUCGAACUUCAUCUACCCCUUUACUGCGCGCUUCCUCUUGCAACGCCCCACCCUCGACACAUCUGACGUACCACUGCUCUAUGCGAUGCUCUAUAGCGGCACCGACGCCUGGAAAAAAGAACGUCUCUGGAUCGUGCGUUUCCUCGCUGACGGGAUGGCGCGCAGUGCGGACUGGCAUGUUCUGAAGCGGAGACACACGUGGGGAUUGCUCGCGAGCGUGUACCAGGGCGAGACGCGGGAUGCAGGGCUCAGGAGCGGAGUGAUAGAUGUGCUUGUGAAUCUGACAGCGUGCGCGACGGCGUGUACGGCGCUUGUGGUCAGGGAGGGGGUGCUGGGAUGGGUCGAAAUGAUGUUGAUGGAGCAGCAGGGUGGCGAGCGACACGGGAGGAUGGUGACGCCUGCAGACGUGUGGUUGAAGGUGUUGGAGAAUGUCUUGGUGGUCGUGGAUGCAGGGACAUUGGAUCGGGCUACGGGCGGGGCUUGGAGAGGUAACGUGAGGAGAUGUUUGGAAGCUAUCCUACGGAGAGGGCUGUCUCUGGGGACUCUGCGACACGCAGUCCGCGUCAUUCUCCGUCUAAAUCUUCUUCCUGCUCACCAUGCUUCAUCGUGUGAGCAUAACACGGAGCUCCUGCGCACUGCAUUGCGGAAGGUCGUGGCGUUCGAACAGGAAAUUCUGGCCGUUGCCAGCACCUCUUCGCCUUUGGAAUGCACCCAUGGUCGCCACUGGGACCUCGCGCUGCCUCCACAUCGCUCCCACGAUGUCUCUCCUUCCGAGGCACAGAAUGGAGACGAGACGCAGUGCCCUGCAAGGAGGCUGAGCCUUUGGGGUGCCUCGGUAGAAGAACUGUGGCGGUGCAUCAGCGAGACAGCGUCAGCUGGGUCUGCAUCUUCAAGCUCAGAGUCACAUGUCUGGCAAGCGCUCACCGGGCGGCUGCUGGUGUGGCGGGCGAUUUUGGGGAGCGAACAGUGCGCUGUGGGAGAAUGGGCGAGGAGGGAGACUGUGAAGGGCUUGCAUGUCGAGGGCGAAGCGGAUCGAAAAGCAGGGCGGUAACAAAAAGGAUCGUACUAUGCGUCUUGACAUUUACUCCCCGAAAUCUCAAGGAACAUUAAUUUGUUUUUGCUAUAUUUUCAGAAGGCUAAAUGGCAUUAGCGACAAGCGAUAAGUUGUGUCUAGAGGACCAAGGCCGGUUCUUGACGGCUUUCAUCAACAUCCUCUGGACCUAAUAUGUGCAUGCUUUCGAUCCCCAUUUUCAUUUUCUUCGUCCACAUUAUAGGUUCUGAGGUAGCUCAUAAGGCCUCCAACAUAACCCCAGGAAAAGAAUUGGGACGUUUCCGAUCCUGUAACAUGCAAAAUGCAAGUGCUUGAUGAUCGACACCACCGUGACAUGUACCACAGUUGCAGAUCUCAACCAGUAUACUACCGAAUUCUCC
Molecule: messenger RNA, 6923 nt
Organism: Coniophora puteana RWD-64-598 SS2
Lineage: Eukaryota; Fungi; Basidiomycota; Agaricomycetes; Boletales; Coniophoraceae
Exons: 14
Coding region: 1-6543 (2180 amino acids)
Biological process (GO): maturation of 5.8S rRNA from tricistronic rRNA transcript (SSU-rRNA, 5.8S rRNA, LSU-rRNA); maturation of LSU-rRNA from tricistronic rRNA transcript (SSU-rRNA, 5.8S rRNA, LSU-rRNA)
Cellular component (GO): nucleolus
Source: RefSeq, a predicted model, not a curated record